Prorocentrum cordatum is the source of this 772-nucleotide messenger RNA. The record is from the annotation of a GenBank genome assembly. NCBI's taxonomy places the organism in Eukaryota, Dinophyceae, Prorocentrales, Prorocentraceae.
CCGAGAGGUGCGUCGUGCUGAACUCGCGCGCGAAGUGGGACGGGCAGGAGCGCGACCUCAGCGGCAGCGAGCUGCUGCAGAUGGCCGGGCGUGCGGGCCGCCGCGGGCUGGACGAGCGGGGCAACGUGGUCCUCAACUUCCACCCCGUCACCACGCAGGCCUGGCGCGCGACAAGCUGACCUCCGGUGCCGAGCCGCUGCAGUCCAACUUCCAGCCGUCGUACCAGAUGCUGUGCGCCCUGCUGCAGGCCUGGACCCCGCGGCAGCUCAAGGCCACCGUGCGCGGCAGCUUCGCGGCGUUCCUGGGCGCCUUGGAGGCGGAGGCGGGCCCGAGCACCACGCCUUGGCGCAGCUGCCGCGAGCGGGGCCUGCGGAUGCGGCGGAUGGCCGCGGCGCGGGAGCUGCGCGGGCUGCGCGCCCAGCUGGGCAGCUUCGAGCAGGCCUCGCAGGUGGAGGAGUACGCCCGCCUGGCGGCGGACGUGCGCAAGCUGGAGCACCAGCUCGAGCUCGAGCGCGGGAGGCAGGCGUGCUCAGCCGCCUUGUUCAAGCAGCUCGGGGAGCAGCUGGGCGACGGCGAUCUCGACGAGAGCGACGGGCUUGUGAAGGUGUUCCGCAACUUGAGCGAGAUGAAAGAGGAGACAGAGGAUUUGAGCCAGGAGGAAGCGGCGCUGGAGCAGGCGCGCGAGGCCCUCCGCGGGCACCCGCUGCACGACUCGCCCGAGGUCCGCCGCCUGGCCGAGGCGGCCGACCGCCGCCGCGAGCUGCGCCGGCGC